Macrosiphum euphorbiae (potato aphid) is the source of this 450-nucleotide messenger RNA. The record is from the annotation of a GenBank genome assembly. NCBI's taxonomy places the organism in Eukaryota, Metazoa, Arthropoda, Insecta, Hemiptera, Aphididae.
AUGCUAAAUCCUUUAUUUUCUAUAGCUGAAGAAAUUAAAAUUGUGGCUGAUAUUAAAAAAAGAAAACUAUUUAUAUUAGGUACAGUUCAUUUAGCUGCUGAAUUACUAGAUCCGAAAACUCAAGGCUGUAAACUAAAUAGUAAUGAAAGAAUUGAUGCUUUAGAAUUCAUUUAUGAAUUAGGAAUUUCAAUGGGAGUAAAUAUUAUGGAAGACCUGUCAAAUUAUCAAUCAAAAACUGACAAAUUUGCAAAAAAAUUUAUUUGGGAAAAUUCACUUUUAUCUGAACCCUUAAAAUGGUGGCAGUUUCUCAAUCAUAUAUCACCACUAUCUAAAGUUGCUGUUAGAAUUUUGUCUGCUCCUUGCACUUCAGCUGCUACGGAAAGAACAUUUAGUACAUUUUCUUGGAUACACAAUAAAAAGAGAAAUAAAUUAACUACUGAAAGAGCUUAA